Paramecium pentaurelia is the source of this 1898-nucleotide messenger RNA. NCBI's taxonomy places the organism in Eukaryota, Ciliophora, Oligohymenophorea, Peniculida, Parameciidae. The record is from the annotation of a GenBank genome assembly.
AUGAGAAUAUCAAUAGUGUAUUAUAAAUAAUUAAAUUAGAGAUCCAUACACAAGUGAAGAAAAUUCGAAACUCUUUAUAAAUUACAUGCUUGAAGUUCAUUCUUAUAAUUCAACUCUUGAAAGUUUUAAAACAUGUUACUCAACAAGCAUUUUAUUGGAUAAUUAGUAUUUAGAAAAUUAAAGUUUAAAUGUAAAAUUGAACUUAGGUUAAAGGUUUAUGGAAUAUCGUAUAAAAGGUAUAUUGAUUGGAUGUGGAGUAAUAUUAUUAACAAGAAAUCAAUUAAUAUCAGAAUAUUUAUUUUAUGAUCCUAUUUUAAAAUCUCAUAGUUUUGGUAUUGUUGCUGCUUUUGUAGAAAUAGAAUAUGUAAGAAAACUGUAAAAGUAUUUUCCAGAUUUUAAAUAUUCAUCUUUGAGUUAUGUAAUAGCUACAUGUAAGGCAAUGAAUUACAAAUUAUAAUUUAGUGGUUUAGAGAUUUAAUGUCCUGAUUCAUAUGUUUGGUUAUAAUAUAAUAAGGAGAUAAAGAAAUUAAUGUAAUGUAAUUGUUCAAGGUUAAAUAAGGAGAGGAUAAAUAAAAUUAAUAAUAAAUAAGAUUUUUCAUUACUUUAGAUAUUUAUAUAAAAUGAAUUGCAUUAUUUAUCAUAAUUAGAUCCUUAGACUUAAAUUAAAAUAACAUAGAUUUUAGAAUAGAAUAAGGAUGUACUUGGUGAAGAUUUACUCUAUGGAUUGACAUUCUGUAUUUGAAUAAUAAUUUGGAGGAGAAAUCAUUUUAAAUAUUUUACUAAAUAAUUAAAUUAUAAAUCAAUUUCAGUNUACACAAAUCAUAAUUUAAUAUUAUUUGAUUAAAAUAUAUAAGCUUUUAAAUCAAUUUAGAUGGUCUAAUAGUAAUUUAAUUAAAUGAUAGGUGCUAAAUUAAAUGAUAAAGUUAUAUUAAAUAAUUAUAAAAUCUUGUAAAAUAAGAAUGGUUAUUUUAAUAUUUUAUAAAUUAGAAGUGAAUAAAGAAUAAAAAAAAGUAAUGAGAAAUAGAAUAUUAAUAAAGAAAUAAUAAAAAAAUAAGUUAAAUAAUCUAAAUAGGAAUGGAAAGAAAUUCCAUAAUUAAAAGAUAUUAAUAUAAUAGAUGAUAAGACAUUUACUGUUAAUGAUUUUAGGAUAGGUGAAAUGAGAAUAUCAAUAGUGUAUUAUAAAUAAUUAAAUUAGAGAUCCAUACACAAGUGAAGAAAAUUCGAAACUCUUUAUAAAUUACAUGCUUGAAGUUCAUUCUUAUAAUUCAACUCUUGAAAGUUUUAAAACAUGUUACUCAACAAGCAUUUUAUUGGAUAAUUAGUAUUUAGAAAAUUAAAGUUUAAAUGUAAAAUUGAACUUAGGUUAAAGGUUUAUGGAAUAUCGUAUAAAAGGUAUAUUGAUUGGAUGUGGAGUAAUAUUAUUAACAAGAAAUCAAUUAAUAUCAGAAUAUUUAUUUUAUGAUCCUAUUUUAAAAUCUCAUAGUUUUGGUAUUGUUGCUGCUUUUGUAGAAAUAGAAUAUGUAAGAAAACUGUAAAAGUAUUUUCCAGAUUUUAAAUAUUCAUCUUUGAGUUAUGUAAUAGCUACAUGUAAGGCAAUGAAUUACAAAUUAUAAUUUAGUGGUUUAGAGAUUUAAUGUCCUGAUUCAUAUGUUUGGUUAUAAUAUAAUAAGGAGAUAAAGAAAUUAAUGUAAUGUAAUUGUUCAAGGUUAAAUAAGGAGAGGAUAAAUAAAAUUAAUAAUAAAUAAGAUUUUUCAUUACUUUAGAUAUUUAUAUAAAAUGAAUUGCAUUAUUUAUCAUAAUUAGAUCCUUAGACUUAAAUUAAAAUAACAUAGAUUUUAGAAUAGAAUAAGGAUGUACUUGGUGAAGAUUUACUCUAUGGAUUGACAUUCUGUAUUUGA